CCAUCGUUAUGUUUACUCCGCCCCCCACGAUAAGGUCCACCCGACUCUUCGGAACUAGCUGAAAGUCUUCACCCCCAACUGCACACCACGUUAACCUCGCUUUCUCCGGCAAUGGCUACUUCGCUUACGAUCUCAAGACUCCUCUCACCUGCCUCCAUGUCCAUCUCCACCGCCGCCGCCACCAGAACCGCCCCCAAAUCCCUCGCUUCCAAGUUCUCCCUCUCCCCUCUUGCCCUGAAACUCAACCACCGCUCAAGACUCACUCGUCUUUGCUUCGCCACAAGAACCACCCCCAUCUCGGCCAUCUUAUCCGUCGGUGACAAGCUCCCGGACGCCACCCUCUCCUACUUAGACUCCGCUGGCGAGCUCCAGACUACCACAAUUUCCGCUCUCACCUCCGGCAAGAAAGCCAUCCUCUUCGCCGUCCCUGGCGCGUUUACCCCCACUUGUUCCCAGAAGCACCUUCCCGGAUUCGUUGAGAAAGCCGGCGAACUCAAAGCCAAAGGUGUUGAUACCAUUGCAUGCAUAUCCGUCAACGAUGCCUUUGUGAUGAGGGCGUGGAAGGAGAAUAUCGGAAUCAAGGACGAGGUGCUCUUGUUGUCUGAUGGAAAUGGGGAAUUUACAAAGAAGAUUGGGUGCGAGUUGGAUUUGAGUGAUAAGCCUGUGGGACUGGGGAUCCGGUCCAGGAGGUAUUCGCUUCUAGCCGAAGAUGGGGUUGUGAAGGUUCUCAAUUUGGAGGAAGGCGGCGCAUUUACCUCCAGUGGGGCUGAAGACAUUCUCAAGGUGCUGUGAUUCUCCAGAGGUUGGUGUAUUUUUGGGUUUCCCUUUCUCUGUUUUACUGAGAGUGUCCAUUUGGGAUAGUUUUGUUAAUAAAAAAAAGGAUGGGAAUCCUACUUGCUAGUUGCUAAUAAUGUCAAAAUGUUGAGUUUCUGUAACAAUGUGUUUUUUGAUAUUAUUUUACAUUUUGCGCUUUAAUUUGUAGGCAUUCUUUUGUUGUAUGUGUUUCUGGUUUUGUCCGGACUGGUUCUUUGCUAA
Rubroshorea leprosula is the source of this 1035-nucleotide messenger RNA. Lineage: Eukaryota; Viridiplantae; Streptophyta; Magnoliopsida; Malvales; Dipterocarpaceae. The record is from the annotation of a GenBank genome assembly.